Molecule: messenger RNA, 1985 nt
Organism: Schistosoma intercalatum
Lineage: Eukaryota; Metazoa; Platyhelminthes; Trematoda; Strigeidida; Schistosomatidae
Source: the annotation of a GenBank genome assembly
AAUAAUAAUAAUAAUAAUCAUAACUGAGAAAUAGAACUAUUAAAGAUUUAAAAUGGAAUAUCACAUCAAUUACAAUCACUUAUUAGACUGAAAUCUCCUUAUUCAUGAUUUAUUGAAGAGUAUUCAUUAGAUGUUUCUCUUUUUUUUUCUUCUCUCAGUUCAACGAAUACGGAUUCCAUUAUUGAUUAUUGAUUAAAACAAUAACAACAACAACAACAACAACAACAACAAGAGUAUUGAUUUAUUCAUAAUAAAAUAAAAUAAUGAAUGUAUAUAAUAGUGAAAUUGUAUCAAUCAAAUCAUUGCAUAGUAAUACUAGUCAUGUAUUAUCAUCAUCAUCAUCAUCAUCAUCGAAUUCUUCAUCACAACAAUCAUCUAAUUCAUUAAGAGCACCAUCUAUCACUGGUUUACCCCAAUUGAAAAAUCUUACAGCCAUAGAAAUUAAUAAUAUUAAUAAAAAUCCAUUCAUUACAUAUCCAAAUGAUAAAUAUUAUAUAAAAAAUAUACCAAAUAUUAUUAAUACUACUCAUAAUAAUACUACUGAUUUUACUGAUGAAAUCUUUCAAACGAAUGGACAAUUAUUAACUAUUCCAGAUGGAUUGAAUCGCAAUAAUAAUAAUAAUAAUGAAUCAAAUCUAUGGAAUUUGAAUUAUAAUACACAUUCUAUUCAUAAACAUAAAACUAGAAAUAAUACAUUAUUUUGUGGUCCAGGACGUAAACGUUAUUUAAUUGCAUUUCUAUGUUGUACAUGUCUUACUAUUGUUAUUGGUAUGAGAUCAGAAAUGUUAGGUAUUAUAACAAAUUUAAAUAAUACUAAUACACGUAUCACAUUUGGUAUUAAAUAUACAACAAAUAUGAAAUAUCAAAUGGAUUAUAAUCAUCAUCGUCAUCAUCAUAAUCAUAUGAAUCUAUUCAAUAGAUCAAAACAAAUGAAUCAUAUCAAUAUAAAUGGAUCUAUAUAUUCAAAAGAAGAACAACAAGAAGGAGAACAACAUGAAGAAGAAGAAGAAGAUAAUGAUGAUGAGGAGGAUAUUGAUCAUGAAUUACAUACCGAUUCAAAUAGACUAUUAGAUAAUAUACGUCCAUCAACAUCAUUAAUAUUUAAACCAUCAGAACAUCGUAAAAUGCCAUGGACAGAAACAAUUAAAAAUGAUAUAGUAGAAAAUUCUGUAUUUUUUGCUUAUUUAAUAACAAGUCCAAUAGGUGGUUAUUUAACAGUGAAUUAUGAUUCAUCAUUUUUAUUAGGUAGUUCUGUAGCAAUUACAUGUGGUAUGAAUUUAUUUUUACCACUUGUUGAAACUAUAGGUAAUAAUAUUAAUGCAAAAUUAAUUAUGAUUAUAUUAUUAAGAUUAAUACAAGGUUUAGCUGAAGGUUGUUUAAUCCCAUCAGUAUUUGGUAUAUUACGUUUUUGGAGUCCUAUUAAUGAACGUUCAACAUUAGUAUGUUUAUCUGUUAUCGGGGUAUCAUUAGGACCAUUAAUUGGUUUACCAGUAUGUGCUGAAAUUGAAAAAAAAUGGGGUUGGGGUGUUGUAUUUUAUAUUUAUGCUAAUUUAGGUUUAAUAUGGUGUAUAUUUUGGUGGAGAUUAAUUGAUGAAAAACCAAAUAAAGAUAAAAAAUUAAAUAAAUAUGAAUUAAAUUAUUUAAAAUCAACAAUAUCUAAUCGUAUAUUAUAUAAUCAUAAUUAUACUCCGAUACCAUGGAAUAAAAUAUUUACAUCACGUCCUGUAUAUGCUAUAUUAUUUACAUAUGCUGCAGAUGAUUGGACAUUUCAAAUAUCAUCAGUAUGUAUGCAAUCAUUUUAUCAACAAAUUUAUAAUGUAGAUGUAGAACGUACUAUAUUUUUUUUAUCAUUCCCUUUUUUAUCAAGAUCAAUAUUUGUACCAAUUGGUAAGUGAUAUUAAAUAAAAAUAAAAUAAAUAUGUUUUUUUUUGUAAAUUGAAUAGUUUACAUCAUGAUUUCAUUGAAGAUAGAUCAUCAUGGUGAAC